AUGGCGCACGUUGAGGCCGCCGAGUUUCACGCGACCGUGUACGACAUCUGCCGCCUCAUCCCACAUGGUCGCGUCACGUCUUACGGGCACAUUGCACGGCUCGCCGGCUAUCCGGCGCACUCGCGCAUGGUCGGCGCUGCCAUGCGCCUCCUGGGCCCGUCGAAUGCCGUGCCGUGGCAGCGCGUGCUGAGCUCCUCGGGCGCCAUCUCGCCGCGCGGCGACGACGGCGGCGGCGCCCGGGCGCAGGCCGAGCGCCUGCGCGGCGAGGGCGUCGAGGUCAUCGAGCCGCCGGGCAUCAGCGCCUACCGCGUCUCGCUGGCGCCGGCGGCCGGCUAUGCCUGGUUCCCCGCAACGCUUGCCGAGGCGCGCGGCGAAGCCCCAGAGGAGCCGGCGGCGGAGGAUGAGGAUGAGGAUGAGGAUGAGGCAGCACCUGCGGUGAAGGAGGAGCACCCAGAGCCAGACGGCGCCGUGCAGGUCAAGGAAGAAGAAAAAGACGGCGGGCAGCGCUCUGGUCAGCAGCGCGCCACUGCCGGCGUCAAGCGGGAACAGGAGGAGCAGGGCGGGAGAAGUGGCUUGCGCAGGUCCGCCAGGCGGCGAUAAGGCGCAGCACACACACAGGCGGCGCAAUGCUAUGCUUUCUCAUUGCUGUCGCU
Molecule: messenger RNA, 653 nt
Organism: Tilletiopsis washingtonensis
Lineage: Eukaryota; Fungi; Basidiomycota; Exobasidiomycetes; Entylomatales
Product: DNA binding methylated-DNA--cysteine S-methyltransferase
Exons: 4
Coding region: 1-600 (199 amino acids)
Biological process (GO): DNA repair
Molecular function (GO): catalytic activity
Source: RefSeq, a predicted model, not a curated record